AUGGGAAGUAACAGUUCUAAAUAAACCGAAACUCUUCAAUAGCCAACUCGUUCUUAAUCGAAUUAAAACUAUAUAUCUAGUCAAAAAGAAAAACCAAGAUUUACUAACCUAACUAAUGGUCAUAGUUUAAAUAGUCGUAGAUAAUAAGAAGAGUAAAAGUUUGUAAAAUAAACAAAUCUAUAUCAGUAUCAAGAUAAUAAUGAACACAAUUAUAGAGGGAUCAGCUAAAAUAAUCGACUUUCAAUUGGUCUUGAGUACACCAGCACCUUUAUAUCAGAAGAUGAGCACAAAGUACCCAUCAAUCAAGCUAACUAUGUUACUAAAAAUACUCUUAGUAAAAGAUAGCAAAAUCCAAUCCCACAGUUAACAUAGAGAGUAAUGUAAAAAAAAGAUGUAAUUUUAUAUAAAACUCCAUUAAAUUUACAACAAAAUCACUAUUAAAAUUAAUCAACUUCCACAAAUUACAAUCAUUUCUCAAGCAGAAUUGAUAUUCAAUCAAAUAGCAAUAACACAACUUAGAACUUUCCUGCAUUAAGCAAUCUUAGCAUUUCUUAGUCAAUGCCAUAGUUUCAAGAGGGAGCCACACCUUAAGAGAGAAAUCAUCAUUUAUAAAUGAGCAUACUUUCUACUGGCGAAAGCAGGCAAUAUAAGGAGUCUGGUAGAAUAGAUGAGUAGAAUGAAUAUCUAAGUCAACUUAAUCCUAUCAGCGAUCAAUCAAUGACUUUGUUAAAUGUUAAGCUGGAGUUUGAAAAAGAACUUAAGCGACUAAAUGAUGUCUCUAGAUAGACAAAAUCAUCUUCAAACUUGCUUAGUUAUACUAAAGCUAGGCAAUAUAAUGAAAAUACAGCACUAAAAAAGCCUAAUAAAAUGCUAAUAAAAUCAAGUAUUGCUCAUAGCUAGAAAAUGAACUUAUUUUAGUCGGAAAGAGGGUCAGUAAAUACGACAAUCCAAGAAAUUAAGAAUAAACGUUCAAGCAAUCACAUUUUGAGUAGUAGCUCUCUGAAUAAUCAUGGAUAACGGAAAGCGAACAAAAGCCCUUCAUCGAAUUCUGGUCUGAACUCAGCACGGUAAAGCAAUGCUAUUAAUAAUAGAAGAGAGUCGUAUGAUACUUAGCUAAAGAAUUUUGUUAAUUCAUAUAAUAAAAAUGAUGGUACAUUGAACUAAAUCACUUAGGGACUAUAAAGUUUAAUAUAAUACACAGAGAGAUAAAAGCAAUAGUUAAUUCCACCUUGGAAAGUUUAAGAUUAGGAAGACUAUUACAAGUAAAUGGUGUCAAAAAAUAAACAACAAAUUAAAAAGAGUGCAUCCUAGAUAUCUGUAAAUGAUAGAAAUCAUCUGAUUAUGAAUUCCUUCAAUCAACCUUUGCUCAAAAGGAGUUUGUAAAUGCAAGAAAACUUAAGUAGUAACAAUAAAAGUGCUACAAUUAAGUAAAAUUAAAGCUCAUCGCAGCUUUAACAUAUUCAAAAGGAACUUAUUGACUCCAAAUACCAAAUAUUAAAUCCAAAAAAGAAUAAUAUAGAGUAGCAAAAUUUUAUGCAGAUAAUUGAUGAGAAAGGGCUAAAACUAAAUUUUGGCUUGAAUUAAAGUUAGUCAACCUUUGAUCUCGAAAGUUCAAUAAUGAGAAGAAAAAAGGGAGAAUAAAAGGAAUUUGGGUUGUCUAAUGAAAUAGUAAUGCUGAUACUAUAGUUCAAUAUGAAUGAAUAUAUCAAAUAUAUUCGGAUAAGUGCUGGCUGGUACUAUAGUAUCACGUAGUCUCUUGAUCAGUAUUCAUUUGCUAUUGAGGGAUCUUUUAUAAAUGAAUACUAAAGACAUUUAAAUUUCCUCAAAUCUUAUACAUCAGUCACGCCAAUUAAUUUCUGUAAUUAAAAGGGAAUAAGACUUGAUAGAAUAUUCUAAUGCGAGAUUUCCUAAUAAUCUGCACUAAUUAAUCAAACAUACAGAAUUUAAAACAGUUUUGAAUACUUGUAAAUAAAUAAAAAGAAAUAAAUGAGGAAACCUAGUUAAAUUCCUUCUGGAAGAUUUCACUCUGAAUUCAGAUUUGAUAUAGUAAAAAAAGGAUCGUAAAGAAUAACCUGGGUGCAUAAAAGUGAAGACUUACCUAGCUAUUCAUAAAAUGAGCUCUAGGUGUCUCCUGGAGAUAUUAUUGAAUUCGCUGUAUGCCUGUAUAAUAUGAACGGGAUAAUAAACAUAGAUAGCUUUCAAUGGGAGCAGCCACAGCUACUGCUGAUUCCUUAAAAUGAGAAAAAUCCCCUGGUCUACAAUAAGGAUGUGAAGGCCCUUCAAUAUAAGGACAAGAGGAAGUCUAAGCUUUAUGCCAACACCAAUCGUAUCUGUGAGCUUGAGGAUGCAGUGGUUGAGUGGAUACCAAUCAGUAAGUCUCAAAAGCCCAAGCUUGACAUCGAGUACCAGGAGUUGCAGACGUUCUUUAACAUAAUAUCGAUCCAUUUCAAUGAAGUAGACCAGCACUUCAAUCGAAUAGUUGCUCAAGCCAAGAGAAGAGGGAUCAUCAGUAAUAAGAUCCUUGGGGAAAGUGUGCAAGUUAUGAUCAAACCACAUGAGAAGUCCAUUAAUAACGAGAUUAAGAAGAGGGGUGUGAUGUUUGAUAGAAAUAAGGUAGAGAAAAUAGAGUUGAGAAUUGGGGACAUUCUUAUUAUCUACACUUCUAAACGGAUUCCCAGGGAACUUUAACCUAGAAUAAUAUUUGACUAGUUCACUGAGUAUAACAGUAAGGUCUCGCAGGAUGAUAAUUAUCAAGAAGAUACUGAGAUCUCAAACAAGGAUGAAGACGAAGUUGAUGAUCACAGUAGUCAUUAGAAGUGA
Molecule: messenger RNA, 2820 nt
Organism: Stylonychia lemnae
Lineage: Eukaryota; Ciliophora; Spirotrichea; Sporadotrichida; Oxytrichidae
Source: the annotation of a GenBank genome assembly